Molecule: messenger RNA, 1617 nt
Organism: Metarhizium album ARSEF 1941
Lineage: Eukaryota; Fungi; Ascomycota; Sordariomycetes; Hypocreales; Clavicipitaceae
Product: high affinity methionine permease
Exons: 4
Coding region: 1-1617 (538 amino acids)
Biological process (GO): amino acid transmembrane transport
Cellular component (GO): membrane
Molecular function (GO): L-amino acid transmembrane transporter activity
Source: RefSeq, a predicted model, not a curated record
AUGGCUGGCGAGCUCGAGCACCAGUCCAAAGCCGAAGCCGAACCCGGGACUGUCACAGAUGACGGUGAUGGCUGCGGAUUCGAACCUACCGAGGAGCUGAAAGAAGGGGUCGGGGGCCUGAACUUCGAGCAAUACACUGCCGGCGGCCUGGGACGUCACCUCGGCGUCUUCAGCACCACGUCCUUGAUCAUUGGACGCAUCAUCGGCACCGGCAUCUUCACUACCCCAUCGUCAAUCGUACAUGGGGUGGGUAGUGUGGGAGCUUCCCUGCUGCUCUGGGUAUUGGGCCUCCUGCUUGCCUUGGCCGGGCUGUGCGUCUGGCUGGAGUUUGCUUGCAUGAUUCCGAGGAGCGGCGGAGAGAAGGUCUAUCUCGAGGCUGCCUAUCGCCGCCCAAGGAUGUUGAUAACCACCGUCUUUGCCGUCCAGGCGAUUGCGCUGGGGUUCACGGCUUCUGGAUGCAUAGUAUUCGCCUCCAACAUUGUCGUCGCCGCCGGGCACCGCGCCACCGAAUGGCAAGAGCGCGGCAUCGCCAUCGCAGUCAUCGUCUCCAUCACCCUCGUCCAUGCCUUUUUUCCACGGGUCGGCGUUCACGGCAUGAACUUGUUCACCAUGCUCAAGGUCGUCUUGCUGCUCUUUAUUGUGGUCACCGGAUGGGUGGUCCUGGGAGGUGGUGUAUCUGCCAUCAAGGAUCCGCAUGCGAGCUUUCGAAACGCGUUUGCACACUCUGCAACUUCCGGAAACCCCUACGCGACGGCGCUCUUUAAAGUUUUGAACUCCUAUGGCGGGUGGUCGAACGCCAUGUACGUUCUGAACGAAAUCAAGAAUCCAGUCCGCACCAUCAAAGUCGCAGGGCCGCUCGGUCUCGCCACCUGCGGCGUUCUGUAUCUCCUUGCCAAUGUGGCAUACUUCGCGGCUGCGACACCGCAAGAGAUUGCCCAGAGCGGUACCACCGUUGCGUCCUACUUCAUGGGCAAGGUGUUUGGCACAGCGGCCAAGAGGGCGCUGAGCGUCCUCGUCGCGCUCUCGGCAUUCGGAAAUGUCUUGACAGUCACCUUUGCCCAGGCCCGGGUUAACCAGGAGCUGGCAAAAGAGGGUGUCGUUCCGUUCCCGCGUUUCUGGGCGUCCGGGUGGCCGUUUGGUUCCCCGUCCGCAGGUCUCAUUCUGCACUUCAUUCCCUCCUUCAUCGUCAUCGUCGCCAUCCCGUUUGGCAAUGCGUACAACUUUAUUGUCGACCUCGAGGGCUACCCAGGCGCUGUCAUCAACUUCCUCGUCGUGGCGGGCCUCUUCUAUCUACGCUACAAGAAUCCAGCUGCCUCGAGGCCCUUCAGGGUCUGGUGGCCGGUUGCUGCGUUUUACAUGGUUGGUCAGGCGUUUCAACUGGUGGCGCCCUUCCUGCGCCCGCCUGGCGGACUGGGCGAUACGCCGCCUCUCCCGUACUGGCUGUACUGCGUCGUCGGCAUUGGCGUGCUGGCUGCCUCGGUUGCGUCUUGGUUUAUCUGGUGGGUUGCGGCGCCCAAGCUGGGAGGCUAUACGCUCGAGCCGCACAAUGAGCCGUUGCGAGAUGGAACAAAUGUGGUUGUGUAUCGUCGCGUACCAAACAAGUACCGAGACACCUAG